AAAUGGACGUCGGGGAGCUACUUUCUUUUCAGCCUGAGAAACCAUUGCCACCUGCAAAAGGCAAAAGAAGAUUCCAUGAUGAUGAUUUCCCAGAUCCUGUUGCUGAUAAAAGGAAGAGAAGUCAAGUUGCAGCUACUGACGACUCCAGAAUUAGUGAAGAGGAAAGGGAAAAAAUAAUUCAGUUAGUGGAGGCAGAGACAGAAGCUGAAGCUUUAGAUGAAACCAGUCUCAAAAAGAUGCUUUUGAAUUUUGAGAAAAAAGUUUACAAAAAUCAAGAGCAAAGGAUAAAAUACCCAGACCUUCCAGAAAAAUUUAUGGAAUCAGAAAUUGAAUUAAAUGACAUAAUUCAGGAAAUGCAUGUGAUAGCAACUGUACCUGAGCUAUACCAAAUUCUUGUGGAUCUCAAUACUGUGCAGUCCUUACUACAACUCCUCUCACAUGAAAAUACAGAUAUAUCAAUAGCAGUUGUUGACUUGCUUCAAGAAAUGACAGAUGUAGACACACUGAAUGAAAAUGAUGAAGCAGCAACAGCAUUUACAGAUGUCAUGGUUGAUGGACAGAUUGUUGCGAUACUUGUGCAGAACAUGGAAAGGCUAGAUGAAAAUAACAAAGAAGAAGCAGAUGGUGUUCACAACACACUAGCAAUCAUUGAGAACCUCUUGGAAUAUCGUCCAGAAAUGUCAGCGGAUGCAGCACAGCAAGGAUUAAUGCAGUGGUUGUUAAGAAGGAUAAAGGCAAAAAUGCCAUUUGAUGCCAACAAGUUGUAUGCCAGUGAAAUUUUAGCCAUUCUACUACAGAAUAGUGAUGACAAUCGUCUGUUACUUGGGGAGUUAGAUGGCAUUGAUGUACUUUUGCAGCAGCUUGCAGCAUACAAGAGACAUGAUGCCACCAACAAAGAAGAAAUUGAGAUGAUGGAGAAUCUGUUUAACUCUUUAUGUUCCUGCUUAAUGCGACCAGAAAACAGAAACAAAUUCUUACGAGGGGAAGGUCUACAGCUGAUGAAUCUCAUGUUAAGGGAAAAGAAAAUGUCGAGAAAUAGUGCAAUCAAAGUUCUAAACCAUGCUAUGACUGGCCAGGAAGGGGCAGACAACUGUCAGAAAUUUGUAGACAUUUUAGGACUGCGUACAAUUUUCCCAUUAUUCAUGAAAACUCCUGCUAAAGGGAAAGCAGGGCCAUCACCUGCUGAAUUAGAAGAACACAUCACUAACAUCAUUGCUUCCUUGCUGAGGAAUUGUCAAGGCACACAGAGACAGAGGCUUCUCAGUAAAUUCACAGAAAAUGAUCAUGAAAAGGUUGAACGAUUAUUAGAGUUGCAUUUUAAGUAUCUGGACAAGGUUCGACUGAUAGAUACAGAAAUUGAGCAAGAAAAACAUCGUCUGAAGAUGAGAGGAGAAGACAUGGAUGAAGAUAUGGAAGAUGAAUUCUACAUCAGACGACUAGAUGCUGGACUGUUUACAUUGCAGCUUGUAGAUUACAUCAUGUUGGAAAUAAGUGUGACUGGAGGUUCUUCAAUAAAACAAAGAGUAAUGCAGAUUCUGAAUAUGAGGGGUGGAUCAGUCAAAUCAAUCAGAAGUAUUAUGAGAGAAUAUGCAGGUAAUAUUGGUGAUGCCAAGGAUCCAGAAGCCAGAGAAAAAGAACAGAACAGAAUUAUGCAGCUAGUGGACAAGUUCUAGUGAAAACUGGUUUCAGUUUUAUGAUGAUAAAUUCACAAAUGACUCAACACCCAAUGUGAGAAUACAUGUGUUGACCAAACCCAGGCCGACUUAAUGCAGCAGGAAGGAUUUUGUAUUUGUUUCUAGGACAGAUGUGAUUUCAAACCCUUACAUGUGUGUAUUGCAUGAAAUAGUGAUUCAGUGAAGCUUGGAGUAUGACAACAUGCAAAGUUUAAUAUUGUUAUUAUAGAUCAAGUGCAGUUGUUCUUUGCCAGUUCAGUACCAUGACUUUGAACUUUACAUUUAAUUGAAGGAUAAGUUUUACAUUCACAUAGUAUGACAAUUUUAUUCAUUGCUGUCUGUGUACAUACAUGUAUAUGUUUAAUACAUGAAGAAAUCUAAAU
Messenger RNA from Saccostrea echinata, 2056 nucleotides. Its product is annotated as beta-catenin-like protein 1. The transcript is spliced from 15 exons. NCBI's taxonomy places the organism in Eukaryota, Metazoa, Mollusca, Bivalvia, Ostreida, Ostreidae. Gene Ontology annotation, cellular component: spliceosomal complex. Bases 3 to 1673 code for a protein of 556 amino acids. The record is from RefSeq and is a predicted model, not a curated record.